GCGUCUGGAGGGGAGACGCCGAAAUGUCGACUUCUCCUGCACCACAAGUCUCGAGAGGGGACCUUAGUCUUCAACCAUCUUAUUUUACCUCCUCGCUCUUUGUUUAUCCUCUGAGGGAAGAUAUAUCUCAGCUUACACAGAUAUUCUCAAACAGGUACUUCCAGAGCGAUCCAUCCCAGCCCUUUGCGCUAUUCAAGACUGUUUGGAACGAACAGGGAUGGACAUGGUUGCAUCUCAAGGUGUUCGAUGCCAGAGCACGAGAACGAUUCCUUGAUGUUGUCCUAAGACUAUUCCUUGAACGACUUAUUGCAGCUAGCCACCCUAUGGCUAAAGCCGUAGCCUUGUUUGGGAUGUAUACUUUCUAUUUCUCCCAACCGUCGACAUCCUCGCCUUCACUGCACUCUCUGAGACAUAUAGCUGUCCCCAUCGACAUAUACAGGUCCAUGCUUGAAUUGCCUUCCAUGCUUGGCGAUGAAGCAUUGCAACCUCUACAGCCGUAUACCACUCAUGUUCUGUCUAGACUUCUUGAUGCUCAGGCCUUUCACAUCCUACCGGAGGCGCCAUUGCGGCCGCAGAAUCCAAGCACCCUGCCUAGAGAAAUGUUUAUACCAGACGGUGUGGACCCUUCGACUAUUCUUGGAAUUCCGACCGAGGCUUCCUCUUCUGGCACAAAUAAACCACCCAAGAAGAAGGGUCGACCGUCGAAACGAGACAAAGCGAAACGAGCGAAAGACGCGGUUACAUCUCUGGAUAGAUGGCUAGAGAAGAACACAUUCACGUAUCCUCCAUUGUCUGGUGUUCCUGGAUCCGAAGGGGCUACAGAGGACGCUCUGAAGACUACACAUGCAUUGAUUGCCCACCGACCAAUGACACUGCAGCAAAACUACAGCUCCCAGAAGGCACAACUGUUGACUUUGCUUGAGCAGACCAUCUCCCAGGAUGAAACGGCGUUUGCACCAUCGGGUUCCUCUAUCACGGUCACUUCGGAUCAACAUCAGCGUCCAGGCAGAGGGGCGCUGUUGCGAGCGAACGAGGCUAUCCUAGCGCGCCUGAAGAAAAUCGACGAGAUGGCUGCGGAGCAGGGGCUUGAAGUCGGUGGGGAAGGUGGAGACAUGACUGGGCUGUCUAGAGUAGAGAGGGCUGUUGUGGAAUUCCGAGAGGGUCGGAGUCGUGGUGGGAUCUUGAACCUGAUGGAGGGUGCGGGCACAGAAACGGAGCAAAAAGGAGGAGAACAAGACAUGACGAUGCAAGAGGGCUCCGAGCCGAACAGUGAAAAUAGUCAAGGCUUGUAACAGCUUGUAACAUAUGUUGUCCGUUCGGCACCUCGUUGUACGACGGAUACUACAGAGCACCUUGGCACCUUGAGCUUUAUAUGAAAUUUCUUUCUGCAGAUUUG
Messenger RNA from Somion occarium, 1396 nucleotides. Lineage: Eukaryota; Fungi; Basidiomycota; Agaricomycetes; Polyporales; Cerrenaceae. The record is from the annotation of a GenBank genome assembly.